GCUAACAGCGCUUGGCUGCCUGGGGUUCGUGCACUCGGGCGCGCAAGUGCGCGGGAGCUCGGCGGCGCGAAGCCGGGAGGAACCCCGCGUUCUCCGCACUAGCAUAGCUGUGCUUGGGUGGUGGUCGGCACCAGAGUGUCUCCGGUCCUGUCCAUGCGGUCUUCAGACAUGGGUGUUGUGCUGCUCCCGCCGCCGCUGUCCAUGCUGAUGCUGGUGCUGCUGCUGCUGCCAGUGGCCAGCGCCUCGGAAGCUGAGCACCGCCUGUUCCAGUACCUGUUCGAAGAUUACAACGAGAUCAUCCGGCCAGUGGCUAACGUGUCCCAUCCUGUCAUCAUCCAGUUUGAGGUGUCUAUGUCUCAGCUGGUGAAGGUGGAUGAAGUAAACCAGAUCAUGGAAACCAACCUGUGGCUGAAGCAAAUCUGGAAUGACUACAAGCUGAAAUGGAAACCCUCUGACUACCAAGGGGUGGAGUUCAUGCGAGUCCCUGCAGAGAAGAUCUGGAAACCAGACAUCGUGCUUUACAACAAUGCCGAUGGGGAUUUCCAAGUGGAUGACAAAACCAAAGCUCUACUCAAGUACACAGGAGAAGUGACUUGGAUCCCUCCGGCUAUCUUUAAGAGCUCGUGCAAAAUCGAUGUGACCUACUUCCCGUUCGACUACCAAAACUGCACCAUGAAGUUCGGCUCCUGGUCCUACGACAAGGCAAAGAUCGACCUGGUCCUCAUUGGCUCCUCCAUGAACCUCAAGGACUACUGGGAAAGUGGCGAGUGGGCCAUCAUUAAAGCCCCGGGCUACAAACAUGAAAUCAAGUACAACUGCUGUGAGGAGAUCUACCAAGACAUCACGUACUCGCUGUACAUUCGCCGCCUGCCGCUGUUCUACACCAUCAACCUCAUCAUUCCGUGCCUGCUCAUCUCCUUCCUCACUGUGCUCGUCUUCUACCUGCCCUCCGACUGUGGGGAGAAGGUGACGCUUUGCAUCUCCGUGCUCCUCUCCCUGACUGUCUUUCUCCUCGUGAUCACCGAGACCAUCCCUUCCACCUCACUGGUCAUCCCCUUGAUCGGGGAGUACCUCCUCUUCACUAUGAUUUUUGUCACCUUGUCCAUCGUCAUCACAGUCUUUGUGCUCAAUGUGCACUACAGAACUCCGACCACACACACAAUGCCCACUUGGGUCAAGGCUGUGUUUUUGAACCUUCUCCCCAGGGUCAUGUUUAUGACUAGGCCGACCAGCACCGAGGAAGACGCCCCAAAGGCGAGGAACUUCUACGGUGCUGAGCUCUCAAACCUGAACUGCUUCAGCCGUGCAGACUCCAAAAGCUGCAAGGAAGGCUACCCCUGCCAAGAUGGGACAUGUGGCUAUUGCCACCACCGUAGGGUAAAAAUCUCAAAUUUCAGUGCCAACCUCACAAGAAGCUCCAGUUCUGAGUCUGUUGAUGCGGUGUUGUCCCUGUCUGCUCUGUCACCAGAAAUCAAAGAAGCCAUCCAAAGUGUGAAGUAUAUUGCUGAAAAUAUGAAAGCACAGAAUGUAGCCAAAGAGAUUCAAGAUGAUUGGAAGUAUGUUGCCAUGGUGAUUGAUCGCAUUUUUCUCUGGGUUUUCAUCCUGGUGUGCAUUUUAGGAACUGCAGGAUUAUUUCUGCAACCCUUGAUGGCCAGAGAUGACACAUAAACUGAGACCUGUUCGCCAAGGCUCACCUGUGCUGAUGCAAGGGCACUUUCUCAAUAGCACCACACUUUAUCCGAUCACUGGCUUGGAGUUUGCUAUUUCAAGGGUUAUUUUCAACUCAUCUUGAUUUUUUUUUUUUUUGUAAAAAAGAAAUGUGGGAGAAAAUGUCUAGUUAUUUAUUAAGGAUAAAUGAACAUUUUACUAUCCCCAUGAUUGAAAACUAGAUAGAUUUUUUUUCUGUUCAUAAAUAUUAAAUCCAUGGGCUCGGGAUCUCUAUAGAACUCAGUCGUUCAGCCCAUAAACUACUUGAAGUUAUAGAGUAUUCCAGCAGCACCCCAUCACUUCCAUUCUUUACUAUUUUUCCAAAGGCUUACACCUCAAUUUUGUUGCUGCUAAACCCCACAUAUCAGACCCUGAGAUGUGACGCCUGGUCUCACACUCAUUGUUAGUAAACUACCAUAGUCUGUUCAAGUUGCUAAUUUAGAAGAACAUCCCAUAGAGCCCUGAAAGACUUUAAUCCCAGCACUCAAGAGGUAGAGUCAGAGGCAGGUUGGAUCUCUGUGGAUUCCAGGCCAGCCUGGUUUAGUUAGUGAGCUCCAGCCCAACCAUGGCUGCAUAGUGAAACACUGUCUCAAAACAACAAGAUCACAAAAACUGGGCAGCUAAACACAAAGUUAUUUCUCAUAGUUUAGGAUCUUGAGAAGUCUAGGAUCAAGGUGCCAGCAAGACUGUCUGCGGAGGAGUCUUCUUCAUAAAGCAUACCUUCCAGUGUGUCUCCAUGCGGCUGAAAGGGCUAGUGUUUCUGGAAUCUUAAUUCCCUUUGUCAAGGCAUGCCCUCGUGACCUAAAACCCCAAACACUACUGCAUGGUAGGUUCGCACAUGAGCUGCAGGGAGUCAUCCAGACUCUAGGAUGUCAGGGUAAGGCUUCACUACUAUAGCACUAGGGUUUGGGCUCCCUAGAGUCAAGUUGGGAUGAGAGAUGUGUGGACUUCGGCAGCCGAUGGUUCCUGCCCUCUAGGAUGCCAAUACAGGCCUGUGUGCUUCGGUUGUCAGAGCACCCAGAAUGUAGGACGUUGUCAAAAUUAGUUAUGCUUGAGAAGCUAUUUGAGCGAAUUGAGUUUCCCAUAUUACAUUUCCAAAUCUAAACCACAACUCCUAGAGUUCACAGAGACCAUUUUGAGUAUUCUCACUAGUUUUUUUUUUCCUAUGCAAAAAUAAAACCUGACAAUUGCAAUUCACUGUGGCUCAUACUUCAGUAAGUCAAAAGGAAGUGUGUUCUAUGAAGUUUGUUGGCUUACAAAUGUCUCAACAGUGAUUGAGAUAUAGGAGAUGGGGGAUAUAUACAAACUAAGAUAGCUAACAGCAAUUUACAUUAAACUAGUUUUUAUUAGUGUUUCCUCAUAUUGUUAAGCACCUGAGAUAAUAAAUUUUAAAGGAGGAAAUGUGUAUUUGGGCUCAUGGUUUCAGUCCACAGCCACUCAUGUGGUCUAUUCCUUUUGGGCUUGUGAUGAGACAAUACUUCAUAGUAAAAAGUGUAUGAUUCAUCAAUGACAUUCACCCCAAAGCAGCCUGGAAGCAGAAAGAAUGGGGAAGAAGCUGGGCUCCUGUUUUUCCAAGAGGGAUGCACUCCCAAUGACCAAGCUCCUUUCUUCUUAGAGGUGCCACACCUCCGAGUAGCACCAAAUAGGCUGAUGACCAAACCUUUGAUACACUGGCCUUUGGCACUUACUCAGAAUGUGGCCUGGUUUCCAAAGACUUAUGUCCAUUUCAUAAUUUGUUUUUUGCAAGAGUUCCCAAAGUCUUAACUGCUUCAGAAUUGUUCCAUAGUCCAUGUCAAACUCGGCAGAGAAGCUAUAAAAAGAUUAUAAAUACCCAGGAUACACUGACACUAGGUAAACAUUUCUAUUCCACAAAGGAGCACAGAUGUGUAGAAAAGAUCAGAUCAAAGCAAGAGCAAAUAAGCAGGGCAGACAUCUGGCCUCUGGCACACACAGUGGCAGUGUGUGAAAUCCCAGGGGUGCAGGCAGUCCUGUUCCUACAGACUGGCUGACUGCAUGCAGCCCCUGUGCCUGUUCUCUAGGGCUGGCUGAACUUACCUCACACAGCUCUCCUCAGCAGGCACUCCACAGUUUGUCACCCCUUGCUUUCUGGGGUCUCCAUUGUAGAUUCAGCUUCAUACUCUUGUUUCCAACAUAUUGCCAGUUUGAGAGCUGAUAACCUCUGAAAUCUUUGUGGAAACCUCCAGGAUGCCACAACUCUUGCACUUUGCAUGUCUGUAAAAUUGGCAUUAUGUGGAUGACGGCCAGGUUUGCACAAGCUAUAUAGGGCCUACUCGAGCAUCUGCAGAUGAGGAAGGAGUUUCAGGGCAACAUUUUCUAGAUUGCCUUAUGGAAGGAGGCUGUCCUGGGUCUAUUUAGGAAAAAUGUCUGCAUUCUUUGAGCUUGCAACAGGCACAAGUCUGAAUGAUUCACAGUAUUGUAUUAUCCUGGUGCCAAGCACGUGACUUCCCCUUUAAAAUAUAUUUUUACUCAUUGAGAAUUUCAUACAUAUUUUGAUCAUACUCAUCCUCUCCUCUUACCACUUCCCAGACACAUCCUCUCUUCUUGACUCAUUCAACUUUGUGUCCUUUAAAAGUGAUAAUAAAAAAAUACAUUUAUC
Molecule: messenger RNA, 4324 nt
Organism: Mus caroli (Ryukyu mouse)
Lineage: Eukaryota; Metazoa; Chordata; Mammalia; Rodentia; Muridae
Gene: Chrna3
Product: cholinergic receptor nicotinic alpha 3 subunit
Biological process (GO): monoatomic ion transmembrane transport
Cellular component (GO): postsynaptic membrane
Molecular function (GO): transmembrane signaling receptor activity; acetylcholine-gated monoatomic cation-selective channel activity
Source: RefSeq, a predicted model, not a curated record